AUGACAAAUGUAAACUCAAUCAAUGACCAAGUGUUGGUCUUAAAUGGUAACACCCCCGAAGACGUCGCUAAGGCACUAAUAAAAGGCGGUCGUCAAAAGGAACCGUUUUAUAUAUUCGACUUAGACGAAGCUUUCCGCCGCAUCGAGCACUUUCAGAAAAUGAUGCCUAGAGUGCAAAUAUUUUAUGCGAUGAAAUCAAAUGACAGUGACAAGAUGAUAAAACUGGCAGCUGCGUUAGGACUAGGCUUCGACUGCGCCUCUCCGGGGGAAAUUAACAAAAUACUGAAAUUAAAUGUAUCUCCACAGAGCAUCAUAUUUGCCGUACCAACCAAGACUACGGAAUGGAUGACAUAUGCUCGAGAAGUUGGAGUUCGUCAUACAACAUUCGACACUUCAUAUGAAUUGAAGAAAAUUAAACAAUAUUGGCCAAAUGCAAGCUUAUUACUCCGAAUCAAAGUAGAAAGUGAUUGUUUAUAUAAAUUAGGAGAUAAGUUCGGUUGUGAUUUUGAAACGGAGGCCAUUGACCUUCUUGAAGAAGCUGCUGCGCUUCGUUUGAAGGUAGUCGGGGUUGCAUUCCACGUAGGCAGCGCUUGCUCAUCAAUAGACAGCCACGAAAAUGGAAUAAGACAAGCUAGAGCUCUUUUUGAUCAUGAAGCAAAAGCUGGCAGGAAAAUGUUCAUUGUAGACAUAGGAGGAGGGUUUAUGAGUGAUCAUAUUUCUAAAAUUGAUGAGGUUUCCAAAAUAAUAAACCGUGACAAAAAAGGUGAGAUAGUAAAUAUGGUCUACAUUAACGAUGGAAUCUACGGUACCUUGAGAUUCAUUGAGCCGUGGCAUAAAGUGAAAAGAUUUGAGAGGCAAUCAGACGUUAUAACUGAAAAACACGAGAAGACCAUCUUAUGGGGACCGAGUUGCGAUUCAACUGACCAAGUUAUGAAAAAUUUUAAUAUCUUUUUACCUCGUUGUACGCCAUUAGAUUGGCUCGUUUUUACUCUACAAGGGGCGUAUACUUUUGGAUUUAGUAGCCGCUUUUCUUGUUUAAAAAUGCCUCUCAUCCGGUCGGUUGUAUCAGAAAAACUAUGGAAUAAUUUAAAAUCAAACAAAGCAUUUGACCCCGAAGAUUUUGUAACAAAUCAAGAUCUGUCAACUCCACUUCCGUCUACAUUACCACCAUUAAUUAAUAACGAAAAUCCUUUAAAAUUAAAUCACACUUUGAAGUUG
Messenger RNA from Brenthis ino (lesser marbled fritillary), 1218 nucleotides. The record is from the annotation of a GenBank genome assembly. Lineage: Eukaryota; Metazoa; Arthropoda; Insecta; Lepidoptera; Nymphalidae.